Messenger RNA from Lates calcarifer (barramundi perch), 1204 nucleotides. RefSeq names its product oligosaccharyltransferase complex subunit (gene ostc). Gene Ontology annotation, cellular component: oligosaccharyltransferase complex. NCBI's taxonomy places the organism in Eukaryota, Metazoa, Chordata, Actinopteri, Centropomidae. The transcript is spliced from 4 exons. The coding region runs from base 84 to 533 and encodes 149 amino acids. The record is from RefSeq and is a predicted model, not a curated record.
CACGUCAACAAAGUAGCUGCAGAGACGGAUCUCAGCCGGCGACAGCAGCUCUACUGUGGUGAUAGACGACAUUUCCACAAACCAUGGAGACUUUAUACAGUAUACCAUUUUCUGUGCUGGAAUGUCCAAAUAUAAAACUGAAGAAACCGUCAUGGCUGCACAUGCCGUCGGCUAUGACUGUGUAUGCUAUCGUUAUCGUGUCCUACUUUCUCAUCACAGGAGGUAUCAUCUACGAUGUUAUUGUAGAGCCACCAAGUGUGGGUUCAAUGACUGAUGAGCAUGGACACCAGCGACCAGUUGCCUUUUUGGCAUACAGGGUAAAUGGCCAGUACAUUAUGGAGGGUCUGGCCUCCAGUUUCCUGUUUACCAUGGGAGGCCUGGGUUUUAUCAUCCUGGACCGCUCCAAUGCACCAAACAUUCCCAAACUCAACCGCUUCCUGUUGCUCUUCAUCGGUUUCGUCAGCGUCCUCCUCAGCUUCUUCAUGGCCAGAGUGUUCAUGCGCAUGAAGCUGCCAGGAUACCUCAUGGGCUAAAGACACAGACGGCACACUUCAACAAACAGAUUCAGAUGGACAGAUGACAUUAAAUAUAUGGGGGCCCAACAGGAUUUCAGCUAAAAUUAUGGUUAAACCAAACCAGAGAUAUAAUCAACAACCAGGACUGAAAGCACUGAUCUUGCUGAAGAAAUUAGACCCGGCUGCACUGACAGUCUCACACUGGCUGUGUCUCAUUAAUGUUCAACUUUCUUUGCUGUCUUUUCUCCAGUGUUCCAAAGAAAUAGGACAACAGAUCUUGUCUUAACAGACUUCUACUCACAUGGUUAGAUCUAACGCUAAUGCAUGUCUUCUGCCCUCUUCUGGUACAUUAUCAUUACCAAUUUUCUCACGUUUCCUUGACAAAACCAAGAAAUUUCUGAAAGAGGACAGCUAUUUUUCAGUAAACUUCACUUAGAGAAGCUAGACGUACUUAACAGUGGGUCAAAUAUGUCUCAGACACUGGAGAAGAGAACGGAAGGGAAGUUACUGGACACUAUUGGGACUGGAGCCAUUGCUUUGACAUCAAGAUUAGCACUAUGUAAAUGAUGUAGAGGGGGUUCUGAAUAAUGUUUCAGUUGUAUGUUUUGUCAGGAAGUCCUUGAGAAAGCCUUGAACUUGUCACAGUAACAUUUUUGUACGAGGUUGUGAAAUAAAUCUUCCUUUUCAGA